Messenger RNA from Cordyceps fumosorosea ARSEF 2679, 3138 nucleotides. RefSeq lists its product as hypothetical. The coding region runs from base 1 to 3138 and encodes 1045 amino acids. Lineage: Eukaryota; Fungi; Ascomycota; Sordariomycetes; Hypocreales; Cordycipitaceae. The record is from RefSeq and is a predicted model, not a curated record. The transcript has 4 exons.
AUGCUCUUUAAUACCAUCUUUACGCUCCUUUGGGCGGCAGCGCUCGUCUCUGCCUUCCCCUCCCUGUCCCUACCGAAAUGGUCGCCAUCGCGUCGCAGCAGUGUCGCAGCGGCGCCGGCGCAGCCCGAGCCAACCCUGGUCACCUCCGAUCUCGCCACCGUGCCCGGCGGCUUUUGCGGCUGGGUGGCCGUGGAGGUGCCGGUAGAAGGGCCCGAGGAAACCAAGACUGAGGAGCACACCGGACAGCAGCAAACCGGACAGCAGCAUAGCGGCCAACAGCAUAGCGGCCAGCAACACGGCGGCAAGCAAUCCCAAGAUGAGGGACAGCACAGGGCUUCUGCGCCCAGUCAAACCCUGGCCCCGAGCGUCCACUGGAGCUGGGAUACCAGCGCCGUGGAGAAUGUUGAGCCUGUUGCCGCCAAGGACGAUUCAAAGAUGUACUACGGUGUAUCUGAGCCGGCCAAGGAGGGCUACUUUGCCUUCCUCACCUAUCGCUUCACGCUGCCAUCCGUCAACCUUGACCACUCCAACCACGUCCAGGUGGAAUACACCAAGGACAGUAACCUGGUCGUCAAGUUCAAGACGUCAGACUCAUUUGAGCGCGCCGUUGAAAGUUGGGAGACCGAUAAGGACCUGCUGCUGAUUGCGACUGCUGAUGGCUGCACCGGCCCCUCGGCCGAGGAUCGCUGCUACUUCCGGGCGACCAGCUGCACGGUGCACGUGGAAACGCGGGUGAUUAUCGCCGUCGGAGCGCCCGAGCACCCUGAGAAUGUCAUGGAGUCUGCCGAAACCGAAUGGGGCUUGUGGGCGCCGCACAGCACACCCGGGGCGAACGCGACCGGGUCGGCUGGCAACUCGUUCAAUUACACGACCGGCUCUUCUGGAAAGGCACCUUCCACUCCCUCACAUGACGCCCACGGCUUGGCGGUUGCCUCGUUUGGCCCGUCCUUUGACAGCGCGCUCGACGACGCGCUCGGAUACCAUGCGCUGCUUCCUGGCUCCGAAGCCUUCCUGAACCGCAUCAUCGCCGACGGCGAAGCCAUCGCCACUACCAAGAACACUUCGGCCACCGACUGUGUCGAGCCCGGCUCCAAUGCUCUCCGUCGCCGUCGCAUGCUCCAGGCUCGCCGCGCACUGCACGCGCGCGGAUGGUGGUCCAACCUGUGGAACGGCUUCGUGGACGCCGUCAAGACGGCGUAUAACACCGUCGCCGACGCGCUCUCCAUCAAGGGCGACUUCAACGAGCCCGUGUCCUGGGACCUGCCCGGCGCGGACAUCCCUCGGGAGGCUUCGCCGUGGAGCCCCAACUCGAUCGCGCUGUUCAAGCACGAGACGACCUCCGAAUCCGGCGAGUUCCACGAGCACGUCCACAUCUACUGCGUCGACUGCGGCGUUUCCGGCCAGGCCGUCUUCUCCGGCAAGGCCAAGAUCACGCCGCUCAAGGGCAUCUUCGACGCCGAGGUCGCCCUGCGCGCCAACAUGAAGGUCGUCCUCAAGGUCGGCGUCGACGCCGAGAUCCGAUUCAGCAAGAGCAUCCAACAGGACCUCUUCGCGUUCGGCCUCCCCGGCCUGUCCUACGGCAUCGUCACGGUCGGCCCGUACAUCUCCGUGGCGGCCAAGGUCGGGUUGGAGGCGGCGGCGCGCGGCAAGCUGCUGGUGGGCGGCGAGAUGGGCCUGACGCAGGCGCAGGCGACGCUGCACAUCUUCGAGCCGAGCCGCAGCUCGGCGUCCGGGUGGACGCCGUACUUCAAGCCGGUGCUGGAGGCCGAGGGGGAGAUCAUGCUGGCGGCCAGCGCGGGGCUGCCGAUCGGCAUCAAGGUCGGCCUGAAGAUUUCUUCGUUUGAGGCGGCGCUGGGCAUCGUGGAGGAGCCGACGAUCAGCGCGGCGGCGCAGGUGGCGGGCGAGGCGAGGUAUACGGAGGCGGGCGGCCUGAUGGCGGGCUUCAAGCCGAUUGACGGGUGCGCGGGCAUCAGCACGAGCUUGAACUGGAGGAACAAGCUGUCGCUGGACAUCCUGGGCGUCAGCUCGCAGGUCCUCCACGACACGGGGUUGCAGCCCAUCGUCAAGGGUUGCAUCAAUUUCAAGAGUUCUCCCCGUCCCAUCGCGAAUGCGGGUGCUCUGGUCUCCGUGGUGCAGAACAAGGGCAGCGUCAACAGCAGCAGUGCUGGCAACAGCAACAUCACCAUGUCUGUCAAGUCGCAAACCAGCACCAGCAUUCGUUUGCCUAGCACAGUGUCCAGUACAGUGUCCAGCACAGCUUCCAGCACAGCUUCCAGCAGCACAGUUUCCAGCACAGCUUCCAGCACAGUAUCCAGCACUCUACACAGCACCGUGCCCAGCAGCUGGCCUGUCGUCCCUUCAAACAGCUCGACAAACAGCUCCUCGAUUAAGUCGACAAACAGCUCGUCCAUUUCACCAGUCAAGCUGCCAAUCACCUCUACCACCACCGCGUCAAUCAGCACUACCAGCCUCCCCAUCAGCUCUCAAAUCAGCAGCACCUCCGUCCAUUCCGCAACCACCACGUCCUCCAGUGCUCCUCCUCCCGCAUCCCCCCUCGAAAGCAGCACGCCCAAAACCAACGUCACCUGCGUCGAGGACGAUGCCACCACCACCCCGCAAGUCUUCAAGGACGGGCACGCCUUCGACCUCGCGCCGCUCCUCACCUCCGCCGGCGGCAGCAUGGUCGCCUCCUGCAACGACGGCAACGUGUACGUCGCCGCCGCCUCCAACCGCACCAGCAAGACGUGCAACGCCCUAUGGCCGACCUCCAAGGAGGCCGUCGUCCCCUUCGACGGCAACCUCAACGUCAUGCACUACUAUGCGGGCGCCAUGGCCGCCGUCGGCGUCUCCCGCCUGCGCGCCAGCCCGCCGCACAAGAUGCCCAACGACGCCGUCGUCGCGGUCCUGGUGCCGGCGCCCGCGGCGGACGGCUCCUUCUUCUACAUGGCGGCCGACGCGAGCGACAAGGUGUUCUACCCGAUCGUGUGCGAGUUUGCGGGUGGCGCGGUGCCGCGUGUGUUCUUGGCCAAGGAGGUGAGCGCGGGAGUGAAGAUGCUGGAGGGCGGAUCGGUGGCCGAGUCCAUCACGGGCGCAAAGGUGGACAGGUGCUUCGGCCUCUCGCUGUCACCACAGCUGUAG